UUUCGCUUUAGAUGAAAAGAGAUCAGCGCAAGCUGAUCCCCCCGCUUCGGACACCACGGUUGAUUGCAAGAGGACUCUCGAUGGUGUGAACGCAGACAGACUCACUUGACAAAUAUAUCUGAAUAAUGCAUAUCUUUAAAGUAGACAAAUUUUAAACUAAAGAUCUACUGUAGCCGGUUUAGGGAAUCUCGUAAUGCGUGACGAGUUCAUUGAAUCACGCAAAAGAACGUUCCUGCUGGGUUUUUUAAGCUAAAAUUUUGAUCGUGUCUUAGGCCGUUUGUUCGGUCUGUCGACAAGACGAAUUCCCCUGUUCUGUUGAUAUGGCCGUCGUCGAGGAAUUUGAUUAUUUAUGUCGUCUAUGUGCGACCAAGACUGGCAUUCUAAUGGGAUUACCGAUCUUUGAAGCCGGUGAUCAAAUGCGUAACAUUGACAAGAAAAUAGCCGCGUGUUUGCCAGUGCAGUAUUUUCAGGUAUCUAUGAGCGAUCAGUUACCAAAAGUAGUGUGUGAGGAAUGUGCUUAUAAACUGGAUCAAUUAUUUGACUUUCGUGAAAAAUGCUUGCAUACAGAAGGGAUGUUCAUGGAAAUGUUGAAAGCAAUUGCUAAAGAAGAAGUUGUACACAUAACGAAACAUGAUUUGGAUGAAGUAGAAGAAAUGAAUAGAAUUCAAAGGGAUAUAGAUAGAAUACAAAAUAACAUGGAUGAUGUACAAAAUUCUCAGGAGACAACGGAAGCUACUAUCCACACAAUGCAAGUCAUGGAUGAAAUGGACUUAGCAGGUGGUGAGCAGGUUGUUACACAGGAAGAAAUAGGACAACAGGAUACCAGUAUCGAGGUUACAGGAAUCGAUUGUUUAGACGGCGAUACAGUCAGAAUGGUCAACGAACACAUACGAGAAGUUUCUAAUCAUCAAAUAGCAGUACAUUUAGAAGGAGAUAUGACUGUAGUUGGAAAUUUAACAGUCAGUGAUCAUUUGGGUCAAUUAGGAAUUAAUUACGUGACUUCAAUAACCCCUGAAGAUCAAAAUAGAGAACAAAUAGUACAUUAUUGUGAAAAUGUAAAAUUUGAAUCAGUACCAAUAAAGGAAGAAUAUCAUAGGUUGCAAGAGAGAUUAAAUACAGAGGACACUUCAAAUGUACUUGAAAACAAUGUACCACACAAUGAUUUUCCUCCAACCCGUGUAGAAGCUGAUAGUGAUAUAGAAGAUCCACAUCCUGUAGAAAAUGAAACUGCAACACAUACAACUACUCAAACAGAAACUUUAGCAUCAACAAGUCAAGUGACAAACGAAAAUUCAGAAAUAUUAGUUGAAUAUACAAAAGCAGCAAAACAUUCAUUAUUAGAAUCCACAUUAAGCAAUCCAACAAUUGAUGAAACAGGUUCUCAUUGGUAUGUGUGUCCAUUUUGUAAUGAAGCAAUUUUAGGUUCAAGUAAUAUGAUGGCACACUUUGAACAAUAUUUUGUUUCCUGUACGUGUGGUUUAUAUUAUACAAAUUUAGAAGCAUUGAAUGUACAUAAAGAAAGUUGUGAUACACAUAAAAAGAAAACACUCAACAGCGAAGUGCAGGUCAAAGAAUCAGAGCUAACACCCUCACAAAAUGGUGUGAAUACGAAUGAACAAAAGAAACAAGCACCUGUGAGACAAAGAUGGACACCAAAAGUUUGUACCCACUGUGGAAAACAGUAUAGGACAAAUUACAAGUUGCAGGAACACAUGCGAAAACAUACGGGCGAGAAGCCUUUUCAGUGUGUGACUUGUGAAAAAGCGUUUAGAAGUAAAAUAGGGCUUGCACAACACACAGCAACUCACACAGGACAGUUUGAUUAUAAUUGUUCUACAUGUGGUAAAGGUUUCCAGUCGAAAAGCUAUCUUGUUCUUCACCAAAGAGUGCAUUCAGAUUUGAAGCCAUUUCCAUGUAAUACAUGUGGACAACAUUUCAAAACAAAACAGUCUUUGUUGGAUCAUCAGAACAGACAUCUUGGUGUUAAACCAUAUGUGUGUGAGAUUUGUGGUAGAGGUUUUAUAACUAAAGGACUUUGUAAAAGUCAUCAGAAAAUACACUCGGGCAUGGAUAAUCGGCAGUAUCCGUGUGUCGUAUGCAACAAAAUGUUUGUUAGUAAAAGUUAUCUUAAUACACAUCUGCGCAUUCAUACCGGUGAAAAACCGUAUCUAUGCGAAGUUUGUGGGAAAGGAUUUUUAACAAGAGUUGAUCUUAAAAUUCAUUCGACGAUGCAUACUGGGGAGAAGAGCUUUAAAUGUGAUAUGUGCGGAAAAGUGUUCGCUCGAAGAGCUGCGUUACGAUGCCACAGAAGAUUGCACACUGGAGAACGACCUUAUAGGUGUGAUAUUUGUGGGAAAACUUUUACACAGUUCACUCCAAUGGCUAUUCAUAAGAGACUGCAUACUGGAGAACGACCGUAUGAAUGUGACGCGUGCGGUAAAACAUUCGUUUCAAGAUCAACUAUGAUGUGUCACAAGAAGAAACAUCAUGCUACACAAACUGCGAAAAAGGAAGAACCAGUUCCUCGUCAAAAUGAAAUGAAAAAUAUGUUACCAGCAGAAAUUGUGCUUCGAGAUUCUCAAGAAGGAAUUCAAAUAACCGCAGAUUGAAUCCGUAAAAUCAAAAGAAAAACAGAUAAAGAACUGAAAACUUUGAAACUAAUACAGACACACAAUGGAAAAUGAAACACUGGGUCUGCAUUUCAUAAGAAGCGGCUUUAGUCACCAUGAUGUAUUCCUUUACUGUAGCAUAUACGUUAAAGCUGUAUACAAAGAAUAUAUUUUCGAGAAUUCUUUGUAAGAAGUAAAGACAUGUUUUUUAAAAUUAUCCACAAAUAUAGGAGAAGGAGCGAAAUUAAACAAUCAUUUAUAUUUUCUUUUUAUAUCGGUAUAAGUAUUUUACCGAAGUAUGUCGAUACUUUUAAAUUAUCUACUUUUUGUAUUGUUCUACAAAAUAUAUUUGAAGAUGAAUGGUUGCUGUUAAUUGAGCCACAGAAAUGUAUACGUUCAUAUAUACAUAUAUGUAUGUAUAUGUACGUAUAUAUAUAUCGCUAUAGCUAUAUAGUCAACUUAAGAAUAAGUUAUGAAAGAAAUACAUAUGUUAUAACCGCUUCAGUCUAUGAUAUUAUGGUCUUUUACUUAUAAUAAUCAAUUUUUCCAAUGAUGCAUAUUAAGAUGCUUCUAACUGUAGGAAUUUAUGAUAAAGAAAUACUUGUGUUUAUUUUAGCAGAGAGCUCAAACUAUUUCAUUAGUUCAACGUAAAUGAAGGUCGUUGAAAUCAAUUAAUUUAUAAUUUAUUUUUUAGUGUAUUUCUGAGAAAUACAAAUAUCACUUAUAAACCAACAUGAAUCUUAUUUAUUUAAAAAUAUAUU
Molecule: messenger RNA, 3370 nt
Organism: Nomia melanderi (Alkali bee)
Lineage: Eukaryota; Metazoa; Arthropoda; Insecta; Hymenoptera; Halictidae
Biological process (GO): regulation of transcription by RNA polymerase II
Cellular component (GO): nucleus
Molecular function (GO): DNA-binding transcription activator activity, RNA polymerase II-specific; zinc ion binding; RNA polymerase II cis-regulatory region sequence-specific DNA binding
Source: RefSeq, a predicted model, not a curated record